CUCAUCAUGUUAUCUUCUAUGAUCCUACCAUUCUUAGCACUUUGGCUCCCAAAGGUUAUCCCUUCACCCUGUCAACAAUUUCUCCUUAUAAACGGCGACACUUUGGACCUCUCCCUCUGCAAUUUAACAACUUUGCCGAGCAAAAAUUUUCCCACUAAUGUUACAUACUUGAAUCUUGAGAGAAAUAGCAUAUCAUCAAUAGAAGAUCGUUCCUUUGUCGAACUAAGCGCUUUAACAAAUUUACGUUUAAAUGGAAACCAACUUACUGCACUCCGAAAAGCAAUGUUCUCGUCCUUGAAAAAUUUAAAAGAUUUGUAUCUUGAGAGAAAUAGCAUAUCAUCAAUAGAGGGUCGCUCCUUUGUCGAACUAAGCGCUUUAACAUAUUUAGAUUUAAAAGAAAACCAACUUACUGCCCUUCGAAAGGCAAUGUUCUCAUCCUUGAAAAAUUUGAAAGAUUUGUAUCUUGAGAGAAAUAGCAUAACAUCAAUAGAGUAUCGCUCCUUUGUCGAACUAAGCGCUUUAACAUAUUUGGAUUUAAAAGAAAACCAACUUACUGCCCUUCGAAAGGCAAUGUUCUCAUCCUUGAAAAAUUUAAAAGAUUUGUAUCUUGAGAGAAAUAGCAUAACAUCAAUAGAGUAUCGUUCCUUUGUCGAACUAAGCGCUUUAACAUAUUUGGAUUUAAAAGAAAACCAACUUACUGCCCUCCGAAAAGGAAUAUUCUCGUCCAUGCUAAAUUUAGAAUAUUUGUAUCUUGAGAGAAAUAGCAUAACAUCAAUAGAGUAUCGUUCCUUUGUCGAACUAAGCGCUUUAACAUAUUUGGAUUUAAAAGAAAACCAACUUACUGCCCUUCGAAAGGCAAUGUUCUCAUCCUUGAAAAAUUUGAAAGAUUUGUAUCUUGAGAGAAAUAGCAUAACAUCAAUAGAGUAUCGUUCCUUUGUCGAACUAAGCGCUUUAACGUUUUUAGAAUUAAGUGAAAACCAACUUAUUGUUCUCCGUAAAGCAAUGUUCUCGUCUUUGAAAAGUUUAAAAAAUUUAUCUCUUGGGAGAAAUAGAAUAUCAUCAAUAGAGGAUCGUUCCUUUGUCGAACUAAGCGCUUUAACAUAUUUGGAUUUAAAAGAAAACCAACUUACUGCCCUCCGAAAAGCAAUGUUUUCUUCCUUGCAAAAUUUAAAAUAUUUGUCUCUUGAGAGAAAUAGUAUAUCAUUAAUAGAAGAUCGUUCCUUUGUCGAAUUAAGCGCUUUAACAUAUUUACGUUUAAAUGGAAACCAACUUACUGCCAUCCGAAAAGCAAUGUUCUGGCCCUUGCAAAAUUUAAAAUAUUUGUAUCUUGACAGAAAUAGUAUAUCAUCUAUAGAGGAUCGUUCCUUUGUCGAACUAAGCUCUUUAACAUAUUUAGAUUUAAGUGAAAACCAACUUACUGCCCUCCGAAAAGAAAUGUUCUGGUCCUUGGAAAAUUUGAUUAACUUAUCUCUUGAGAGAAAUAGCAUAUCAUCAAUAGAGGAUCGCUCCUUUGUCGAACUAAGCGCUUUAACAUAUUUAAAUUUAAAUGAUAACCAACUUACUGCCCUUCGAAAAGCAAUGUUCUCGUCCUUGCGAAAUUUAAAAGAUUUGUAUCUUGACAGAAAUAGCAUAUCAUCAAUAGAGGAUCGUUCCUUUGUCGAACUAAGCUCUUUAACAUAUUUAGAUUUAAGUGAAAACCAACUUACUGCCCUCCGAAAAGAAAUGUUCUGGUCCUUGGAAAAUUUGAUUAACUUAUCUCUUGAGAGAAAUAGCAUAUCAUCAAUAGAGGAUCGCUCCUUUGUCGAACUAAGCGCUUUAACAUAUUUAAAUUUAAAUGAUAACCAACUUACUGCCCUUCGAAAAGCAAUGUUCUCGUCCUUGCGAAAUUUAAAAGAUUUGUAUCUUGACAGAAAUAGCAUAUCAUCAAUAGAGGAUCGUUCCUUUGUCGAACUAAGCUCUUUAACAUAUUUAGAUUUAAGUGAAAACCAACUUACUGCCCUCCGAAAAGAAAUGUUCUGGUCCUUGGAAAAUUUGAUUAACUUAUCUCUUGAGAGAAAUAGCAUAUCAUCAAUAGAGGAUCGCUCCUUUGUCGAACUAAGCGCUUUAACAUAUUUAAAUUUAAAUGAUAACCAACUUACUGCCCUUCGAAAAGCAAUGUUCUCGUCCUUGCGAAAUUUAAAAGAUUUGUAUCUUGACAGAAAUAGCAUAUCAUCAAUAGAGGAUCGUUCCUUUGUCGAACUAAGCUCUUUAACAUAUUUAGAUUUAAGUGAAAACCAACUUACUGCCCUCCGAAAAGAAAUGUUCUGGUCCUUGGAAAAUUUGAUUAACUUAUCUCUUGAGAGAAAUAGCAUAUCAUCAAUAGAGGAUCGCUCCUUUGUCGAACUAAGCGCUUUAACAUAUUUAAAUUUAAAUGAUAACCAACUUACUGCCCUUCGAAAAGCAAUGUUCUCGUCCUUGCGAAAUUUAAAAGAUUUGUAUCUUGACAGAAAUAGCAUAUCAUCAAUAGAGGAUCGUUCCUUUGUCGAACUAAGCUCUUUAACAUAUUUAGAUUUAAGUGAAAACCAACUUACUGCCCUCCGAAAAGAAAUGUUCUGGUCCUUGGAAAAUUUGAUUAACUUAUCUCUUGAGAGAAAUAGCAUAUCAUCAAUAGAGGAUCGCUCCUUUGUCGAACUAAGCGCUUUAACAUAUUUAAAUUUAAAUGAUAACCAACUUACUGCCCUUCGAAAAGCAAUGUUCUCGUCCUUCCAAAAAUUAAAAGAUUUAUAUCUUGAAAGAAAUAGCAUAUCGUCAAUAGAGGAUCGUUCCUUUGUCGAACUAAGCGCUUUAACAUAUUUGGAUUUAAAAGAAAACCAACUUACUGCCCUCCGAAAAGCAGUGUUCUUGUCCUUGCACAGUUUAAAAUAUUUGAAUCUUGACAAAAAUAACAUUUCAUCAAUAGAGGAUCGUUCCAUUGUCGAACUAAGCGCUUUAACAUAUUUAAAUAUAAAUGAAAACCAACUUACUGCCCUCCAAAAAGCAAUGUUCUCUUCCUUGCACAAUUUAAAAUAUUUAUUUAUUACUCUUGAUGAAAAUUUUCUUUGUUGCUCUCGUCUUCAUUAUGAAAAUCUAAAUUAUAAAAGUGAACGAUGCACUUUUGAGAGGGAAAUUAUAGAAUACAACAGUUUUAAUAAAAACAAAUGUACUGCAUUGAAGCCUCUGAGUCCUACUUAUCAAAGUACGUUUACUCCCGACAAUACCCGACGGGCCUGGUCUCUUCUUCACAAAGCACUCAAGCCAAUACGCCGGUAAUCCCAAUCAUUCCUCACUAUCCGGGCAGCGACAGCAUUUAGGAUUUCUAAUUUUUAUGUAUGGCUAGCGCUAACCUUAGUCCUUUCCUGCAUUUCUUAAGCAAACAUAAUAAAUUGUGUGUUUUCACAAA
Messenger RNA from Zophobas morio, 3418 nucleotides. Its product is annotated as protein artichoke-like. The transcript is spliced from 43 exons. Gene Ontology annotation, molecular function: protein binding. The record is from RefSeq and is a predicted model, not a curated record. Gene Ontology annotation, cellular component: extracellular matrix. The coding region runs from base 7 to 3288 and encodes 1093 amino acids. Lineage: Eukaryota; Metazoa; Arthropoda; Insecta; Coleoptera; Tenebrionidae.